UUACAUGCACUUUAAAGAACAGUGCCAACGCGUACUCGUCAACUUACAAGAUAAACGGGUGUAUUGAAGCGGAAUUCACUGCAGGAUUGACACACAUCAGGGAAAAUAUGCAGCUGCUCUUUUUGGGAACACUUGCCCUUUUUGUAGGGGUCACAGUCACAGUGCCUGCACAGGAGAAGCGUGUACACCAUCAGCAUGACCUCAGUGACCAUGCUCAUGAUGAUGCUCAUAGCUUCCAGUAUGACCACGAGGCCUUCCUGGGCAAAGAGGAAGCCAAGACCUUUGACCAGCUGAGCCCUGAAGAAAGCAAAGAGAGAUUAGGAAAGAUUGUGGAUCGUAUUGACACAGAUAAAGAUGGUUUCAUCAGCCAUGCAGAGCUCCACCGCUGGAUUAAACACAGGCAGAGGAGAUACAUUGAGGAAAACGUGGACAAGCACUGGAAGGAUUAUGACCAGAACAAGGAUGGGAAGAUUGGAUGGAACGAGUAUAAGAACACCACUUAUGGAUUUUACAUGGGUGAAGAGUUUGAUGAUGUUGAUGAUAAGGUGAGUUACAGAUCCAUGCUCAUUAGAGAUGAGAGGCGCUUUAAAAAUGCAGACCAGGAUGGAGAUGGCAUCGCUACCAGAGAGGAGUUCACUGCGUUCCUUCAUCCAGAGGAGUUUGACUAUAUGAAAGACAUCGUGAUACAGGAAACAAUUGAGGACAUUGACAAGAAUGGUGACAAGAAAAUUGAUCUACAGGAAUACAUAGGGGACAUGUUUAACGCUGAAGAUGGAGAGAAUGAACCAGACUGGGUCACAACAGAAAAGAAACACUUUUCAGACUUCAGAGAUGUUAACAAGGAUGGUUUUCUUGAUGCCAGUGAAGUAGCUCAGUGGAUCCUUCCAGGAGAGGUGGAUCACGCUGAUAAUGAGGCCAAGCACCUCAUUCACGAAACUGACAAAGAUAAUGACGACAAAAUCACCAAGAAGGAGAUUCUGGCAAACUGGAACAUGUUUGUUGGGAGCCAGGCGACUAAUUACGGAGAGGAUCUCACCAAAAGACACGAUGAGCUUUAAUAAUCUCAUAUAUGGGUCUUGGGGGAAGAAAAUGUGUGUGGGAUAUAUUUUUGGUGUGAGGAGACAGGGCAGUGAAUAUAAAAAAUGAUUUACCUUAAUGGGUUGGGUGGGAACAUUUUCAGAACCAAAGUCAAGGGAUAGGCUUCAUGGUUAUAAGAACAAAACAAGAAUGUUCAUUAAGUGAGUCAGAUAAGAGUUUUAUUUAUUGUCAAACAUUUUAUACAUUAUCGUUUUCAGAUCAAAAUAUACUUUACACACACACUCACAUUCCUUUGCAAUAGACACUCCAUCUAAAGGUGUGUAAAGCAAUAGAGCUCAGAGAUGCUCAGGAAUUCAGCACUGAAUACAUAUCAAAUUAGAAUAAAUUUCAUAUCAGUGGUCAGUGAUUUCACAUUUAACAUACCACUUACAUCAAGCGAGGUGUGUUCUAGGAGGGGUGGUGUAGGUGGGAGGAGAAAAAAGUGAUUGGCACUAUACCGGUGGAACAUUUUUCUCUCUGUGAAUUCUAAAUAAAGCCAUGUUGGUUUUUUGGA
Molecule: messenger RNA, 1591 nt
Organism: Triplophysa rosa
Lineage: Eukaryota; Metazoa; Chordata; Actinopteri; Cypriniformes; Nemacheilidae
Gene: rcn3
Product: reticulocalbin 3, EF-hand calcium binding domain
Exons: 8
Coding region: 108-1058 (316 amino acids)
Cellular component (GO): endoplasmic reticulum
Molecular function (GO): calcium ion binding
Source: RefSeq, a predicted model, not a curated record